GGGAAGAACCGUACAGCUGUGGCUUCGUGGCUAACAGAGAAGCUAACAGGCUAACCAUCAGCGGUGAAAAUAUCAGGAUCCGUGGACUGAACAAAACUCCUCGACAGCUACUUUAAGACGCUGAGUCUAAUAUGGGGAAAGGCGGAGGCACGUUUGAGAGGCUCUUGGAUAAAGCCACCAGUCAGCUGCUGCUGGAGACUGACUGGGAAUCCAUUCUGCAAAUCUGUGAUCUUAUUCGCCAAGGAGAUGCCCAAGCUAAAUAUGCUAUUGGGGCCAUUAAGAAGAAGCUGAAUGACAAAAAUCCACAUGUGGCCCUCUAUGCACUUGAGGUCCUGGAGUCAGUGGUGAAGAACUGUGGCCAGACAGUCCAUGAUGAGGUGGCCAGUAAACAAACUAUGGAGGAACUAAAGGAUUUACUCAAGAAACAGACGGAACCAAAUGUCAGAAACAAGAUUCUGUACCUGAUCCAGGCCUGGGCUCACGCCUUCCGCAACGAACCCAAAUAUAAGGUGGUUCAGGACACCUAUCAGAUCAUGAAAGUGGAAGGUCACGUGUUCCCCGAGUUUAAGGAGAGUGAUGCGAUGUUUGCAGCUGAGAGAGCUCCAGACUGGGUUGAUGCUGAGGAGUGUCACCGGUGCAGAGUACAAUUUGGAGUUAUGACAAGAAAGCACCAUUGUCGAGCCUGUGGCCAGAUUUUCUGUGGAAAGUGUUCGUCUAAGUACUCCACCAUUCCAAAGUUCGGCAUAGAGAAGGAAGUGCGUGUGUGUGAGCCCUGCUUUGAGCUGCUUAACAACCACCCCUCCCUUUCUCCUCCGCUUAGGAAAGCUGAAGGUAAAGCCCCCCCUGCAGGCCCCGCCGAGCUGCCUCCUGAGUACCUGACCAGCCCGCUGUCCCAACAGUCACAGAUGCCCCCCAAGAGAGAUGAGGCAGCACUGCAGGAGGAGGAGGAGCUGCAGCUGGCCAUUGCCCUUUCCCAAAGUGAGGCAGAGGAGAAGGAGCGGAUGAGGCAGAAGAACUCUUACUCAAUGUAUCCCAAAGCUGAUCCCACUCCAGUGACUUCCUCUGCACCACCGGUCAGCACCCUCUACACUUCCCCUGUGAACUCCUCUGCUCCGUCAGCUGAAGAUGUAGACCCUGAGCUGGCCCGUUACCUGAACAGAACGUACUGGGAGAAGAAACAGGAAGAGGCUCGCAAGAGUCCCACCCCCUCAGCCCCUGCCCCUGUGCCAUUGGCUGAGCCCCUUCCAGCAAUCAGCCAGCCAGUAGAAACUCACGUCCCUGUGCAGCCAGUCAGCAUAGUGGAGCAGCAGUACCAAAACGGGGAGUCAGAGGAGAACCAUGAGCAGUUUCUGAAGGCUCUGCAGAAUUCUGUCACCACCUUCCUUAACCGCAUGAAGAGCAACCACAUGCGUGGGCGCAGCAUCACCAAUGACAGUGCUGUGCUCUCACUCUUCCAGUCCAUCAAUAACAUGCAUCCACAGCUGUUGGACAUCCUCAACCAGCUAGAUGAGAAGCGAUUGUACUACGAAGGGCUGCAGGACAAGCUGGCUCAAGUGCGCGAUGCUCGGGCAGCCCUCAACGCCCUUCGGGACGAACACAGAGAGAAGCUUCGCCGUGCCGCAGAGGAAGCAGAGAGACAGAGGCAGAUCCAGCUGGCACAAAAACUGGAGAUCAUGAGGCAGAAGAAACAGGAGUACCUGGAGAUGCAAAGACAGCUGGCCAUCCAGCGCCUCCAGGAGCAGGAGAAGGAGAGGCAGAUGCGUCUGGAGCAGCAGAAGCACACGGUCCAGAUGAGAGCCCAAAUGCCUGCUUUCUCUCUGCCCUACGCCCAGAUGCAGUCUUUGCCCCCCAAUGUGGCAGGAGGGGUUGUGUACCAGCCUGGUGCUCCACCCAGCUACCCGGGCACCUUCAGCCCUGCUGGUUCUGUAGAGGGUUCACCUAUGCACAACAUCUAUAUGAACCAGCCUGGGCAGACCGCACCACCACAGUACCAGGCCAUGCCUGGUGGUGCCACAGAUCCUAAUAUGGUCAAUGCGUACAUGUACCAGGCUGCAGGCACCAAUGGGCAGCCUGCUCCUCCUGGUCAAGCUCCGCCCAAUACAAGUCCACCCUACUCCAACUAUCAGCCCACGCCCACACAGGGUUACCAGAAUGUGGCCUCUCAGGCCCAGAGUAUGCCCCCCAUGUCCCAGGCGGCCCCAACUAACGGUAUGGGUUACAUAGGCUACCAGCCAUACAACAUGCAGAACAUGAUUUCAGCACUGCCAGGACAGGACCCCAAUAUGCCCCCCCAACAGCAGUACAUGCCAGGCCAACAGCCCAUGUACCAACAGGUGGCUCCCCCUGGUGGCCCACAGCAGCAGCAGCCACAGCAGCAGCAGGCCCCUCAGGCUGUGCCCGGCAGCGCAGAGGCACAGCUGAUCUCUUUCGACUAAAAGCCCACACGCUGCAGGCUCUGACACACUACACACUCUCUCCUCCUUUUGGUCUUUCCCCUCACUCUUUGGACUCUGAGGAUGCCCUCUGGAAACGCACACCUCCCACCUUGCUGUGAUGUUGUGGCAAUGUAAAAUAUUGUGAUGAUGUUGCAGAACUGUUGGUCUCCUUGCCUCUCCCCACAGUGCAGUAUGGGAAUGUGGGGUGAAGCUGAAAGAGACGGCACCAUAACCCAGAUCCUUUCACCCUCUUCCUCCCUCUUUCCAGCUGAUAAUAUGUAUGUAGAAUUUCCUUCUUAACGAAUAACUGAAGCUCAGAAAUAGUCAGUGGUAUUAAAGUUAAAAAUGAAAAAGAAAAGAAAAUAAUUGAGGAGAAAAAAAGACAAGACAUAACCAUCCUUUGUCUCCAUAUUUUUCUAAAGCAAAAUAAUUUGCAUGUUAAAUUUUAAUUAUUUUCUGGAAUGGAAAUUUAAUGAUUGCAGCUUAUCAUCUGUAUGUGCUGUUAAAGAGAUUGUGGUUGUGGGGAUAAAGAGUGAUGUCUAGGGAGAGAAAGCACGGUCAAAGGCCUGAUAUAAACGGCUACUAGCUCACAUCUCUGUCAGGUUCACAGCUUUCCAUUCCAGUUGUAGUUUUCAGGUCCAUCCCCUCUCAUGCACACACAAACUAGGGACAUCCUAUCUUAUUUUGGCAUUUAUUUGUUGUGCACUGCUUGGAAUAUUGUGUGUCUUUAAUGUAGUUUCUUAAAUGAAAACAAGACUGACAGAAGCAUAGGACCACAAUAACCUUUAAUUAACUGCAAAUAACCUAUGAGCACCCCUGUGUGCUUUUGGUUAUGACUGUCAAAGAUAAAGAUAGUACAGGUGGGCAGUCUUUUCUAAAGUAUACUUGACUCUCAAUAAUUGUGCAAAUGCUUGCUUGCAGAGCAAACAUGACGUACCGCAUGUAUGUAUCACAUACCCAAUCAGUGAUCUCUGUAACCCUUCAUUUGCUAUCUGUGAACUUCUUUAUUCCAUCAUACUGAUCUGUCUGACUUUAAAGUAAUUUUAAAAUUAUAUUUAAUAAAUAUCUGGUUCCUAUUGUC
Molecule: messenger RNA, 3516 nt
Organism: Dicentrarchus labrax (European seabass)
Lineage: Eukaryota; Metazoa; Chordata; Actinopteri; Moronidae
Gene: hgs
Product: hepatocyte growth factor-regulated tyrosine kinase substrate
Exons: 20
Coding region: 132-2435 (767 amino acids)
Molecular function (GO): metal ion binding; phosphatidylinositol binding; ubiquitin binding
Source: RefSeq, a predicted model, not a curated record